CCCUUCGGUGGCAGAAUCCAGAGAGAGAAAAGGGGAUUAAGGGAGAUCGUCGUCGGGCCCGGGGCCAAGUGGAGAGAGAAUCUCUCUCCUUGAAGAAGAAGAAGAAGUACCUUACUUUGAGAUCUCUCAGCCUUUGAAUCUCUCUAUUUCGCAACAUUAAGGUGAUCGCAACUCUAUCAGAUUUACAGUAUGUCCUCAAUCUAAAGUGACAAAGUUCUCUGUUAUGUCUUUCAGAUUUACAGUCAAACUGGAUUAUCAAGAGUAGAAAAAGAAUAAAGAUGGAACAUGAUAAGACUGGAUUUGAGGCUUCACCUGAAGGUCCCAUUUUAUGCAUCAACAACUGUGGUUUCUUUGGAAGUGCAGCUACCAUGAACAUGUGUUCGAAAUGCCACAAAGAUAUGAUAUUGAAACAACAGGCUAAGCUAUUAGCUGCUUCUUCUAUUGAAAACAUUGUUAACGGAUCAACAAGCAGCAACAACAACUUAAAAGCUGUUGUUGAUGUUCAAGUGGAGGUUUCAAUUGAAUCUUCUUCUAAAGUCUUAUCUGUGAGUCAAGGCUCUGUGUCUUCUGCAGAGAUGGUGGCGGUUACGGAAGAAGCAAAGGGAAAGGGAGGGCCUAAACGAUGCUUUACAUGCAAGAAACGGGUGGGAUUGACUGGAUUCUUGUGUAGGUGCGAGAAUAUGUUCUGUGGGUCUCACCGAUAUUCUGAUAAGCAUGAGUGCCCGUUUGAUUAUGUUGUUGCCGGACAGGAUGCGAUUGCAAAGGCUAAUCCAGUUGUCAAGGCAGAUAAGCUGGAUAAGAUCUAAUGAUGAUGAUGAUGAUUGUUCUUGUUCUUUGUUCUUGUUCUGGUUUGUUUGGAGUUUGUUUGAGGGAAAAAGGAUGAAGAAUGGUUGGUUUGGUUUGGGAUGUUUUAAGUUUAGUUUUUUGCACAGAUUUUUAUGUGUUUAAUAUUUUGCAUGAAAGUUGUGGUUGGUGGUUUGUACUAGUUCUUGUGCUCAAACACUAAAUCAUGUGGAGAUUGGAGAGACCAUCAUCUAUAUAUAUAUAUGAAUGAAUCUUAUUCAAUUGUUCUUC
Messenger RNA from Impatiens glandulifera, 1074 nucleotides. Its product is annotated as zinc finger A20 and AN1 domain-containing stress-associated protein 8-like. Bases 279 to 806 code for a protein of 175 amino acids. Gene Ontology annotation, molecular function: DNA binding; zinc ion binding. NCBI's taxonomy places the organism in Eukaryota, Viridiplantae, Streptophyta, Magnoliopsida, Ericales, Balsaminaceae. The transcript is spliced from 3 exons. The record is from RefSeq and is a predicted model, not a curated record.